Messenger RNA from Hyla sarda, 3637 nucleotides. RefSeq names its product tripartite motif containing 44 (gene TRIM44). Bases 367 to 1179 code for a protein of 270 amino acids. The transcript is spliced from 6 exons. The record is from RefSeq and is a predicted model, not a curated record. Lineage: Eukaryota; Metazoa; Chordata; Amphibia; Anura; Hylidae. Gene Ontology annotation, molecular function: zinc ion binding.
ACUUCCUGUCAUGUUGACUCAGGAAGCAAAACACGGCAGCGUGGAAAGUGAAAGCAGAUCCAGGAAGAGCUCAGCAGAGCCGAGGCCGGAGCCAAGAAAAUCAUCAUUGUUCUGUUUAAGAAGAGGAGGAGGAGGGGGGGGGAUCAGCUUUGACGGCACACAAGUAGCCGAACAGGAAAGGUGAACCGUGGAUGAGGAUCUGAGAACGUUUGGAGAACUUGCAGGAAGUGCAACCCCAAAAUAAGUCCUACCUAGACAGAACUGGUGGAUUAGAUCCUGAAAAUAUUUCUGGGAGGGUGGGGGACACCGAUACGGCAGCCUAUGAACUGACCGCUUGACUGUAGUCAUAGGAUAGAAGUUUCCGCCAUGGCCAGCGCAGCGGAAGAAACCUCGCAGCUCCCUUACGACGACACCUGCGACGCCUGUGAGCCCGACGAGGCCAAGGAGGCGGCUGUCAUCUGCAACGACUGUCACUUUUCUUACUGCGACGCGCACGCCUCCGAACACGGGAAGAAAUACCCGGCCCACAGGGUCAGAGACUUUUCGGCACCGUCUCCAGAGGAAGAGGCCACUACUCCUGCCAAGGAACCGGAGACUAAAACCAAGCCGGGGGCGAAAACCUGUCCCGUACACAAGCAGGAGCUGAGUCUGUACUGCAAGGACGACUCGAAGAUUAUCUGCGUCUUGUGCGCGGUGGCCGGGGACCACCGACAACACCAGCUCGUCACACUCAACGAGGCCUACCAGGAAAUGAAGAAAAGAAAACCAGUUGACCUGAAGCUCGCCAUGGGUGAUAUGGUGGAGAAGUUAAAGGAGAAGUGCGCCAACUCUAAAAUCACGCGGAGUGAGCUGAAGCUUUUUAUACAGAAAGAGUUUGAAUACAUGAAGAAGUUGGUACACGAGGAGGAGAAGAAGGCCUUGCACUUCGUCGACCUUAAGGAAGCUGUGGCCUCGGCUCACGUGACUGAGGUCUUGGCCGAACUCAACGUUCACAUGUGCAAACUGAUGGCUGAAAUGGCUGAGAUCACCCAACAGCUCAACAGCUUUAACCAACUGGUAAUGGAAAAACCUGAGAAUCCAGAAGAGGACGGGGUUGAAGAGACUGCGGCUGAUUCAGCAGCUGAAGAAUGCUCUCAUACAAGAUUUCGUAGCCCCCCUCCAGGCAAUGGACCGUGGUGAAGGGCAGCGGGCCACACUGCAGACACAUCAGUAGGAGAUGGAGUCUCUUCUUGGACAUCUUCGCAUGCUUCGAUCUCCUGCUUCUACAGUGUUACAGAAGAUUAGACCUCCUUCUCGUGGACUUUUAUAUCCAAGCCUCGGAGAACUCCUAAAAAAAUCCUAAAAAAAUCCUACUGUGAACUCCUAAGGGCUGGAAUUAUUCUUCUGCAACUAAAUCGUGUUCACUUUAUUAGAUAAAACAUUUUUUGUAUAUGAUAAAAAAAAAAAAAACUCAUAGGGGUCGUCCGUCCCGACAUAUUUUUUAAAUUACGGGCUCAAGCUGGCUUAAAGGGGUCCUCCAGUUUAGAAAAAUGUAUCCCCUUCCUAAUGGAUAGGGGAUAAGUGUCUGAUCGUGGGGGGUCCGACUGCUGCCCAUGCCCUGGGCAUGGAGAGAGCUGGGGCGUCGGGCAGGAGAUCGCGGGGAGUCCCAGUGGUCGGGCCCCUCGCGAUCGGGCAUUUAUCCUCUAUCCUUUACAUAAUUUUUCUAAACUGGACUAAUCUUUUAAAUUAAAUACUCACCUACCCGAUCCCCCACUGCUGCCGUCCCAAUGGUGUCCAGUUCUGGCUCAACUUCCUUCUGUUGUCUUCUCUACACAAAGGAAGUACCUGUUAGGCCCAUCAUUGCCCGAGGUGGGUCACCGGUAGGUGAAGGUUCAUUUUGUGUCGAAAAUGAAAGCUGUAAGUGCUGCUCAUCCUGGACCAAGCACCGUUGGGACGGCAGCAGUGGGAAUACUGGGAAGGUGAGUAUACCUUCUUUUUAAGUAUUUUAAACCAACCUCAACUCAUAAAUCAACAUUCUGCAAGGCCUGAGGAACCCCUUUGUUCUCUGAUAUUCUUUGCAUAUUUCCAGAAACAGUGCCACCCUUUUUCCAUGGGCUAUUCCUGGUAUUGCAGUCAAUUGAGCUGAGCUGUGAUACCAGACAGAGCCCGUGGACAAAAGGACUGCUGUUUCUUUGGGAAAAAAAUAUAAAUACAUAAUAAUUAUAAUAAUAUGAAAAAAUGACAAUAGGGUGAGGGGUUGUGGGGCAUUAUAUAAAACAUAGGACAAUGGUUUGAAGGGGUAUUCUUCAUAUAAAGUUGAUUGGUGGGGGCGAAAGCUGGGGACCUCCCCAAUGCUGAAAAUGUCCUCUAAAUGAAAAGGGCAGCAGUGCGCAUGUGUGACCGGUGCUCCAUUCAUUCUCUAUGGGGCUUCCGAAAAUUGUCUAGCUCAGCGCUUUGUGCUCCAUUCAUUCUCUAUGGGGCUUCUGGACAUUGUCCAGCUCAGCGAUCUGUCCUCCAUUCACAUUCACUCUGUGUUCUCUGAAUGAAUGGGGCAGCAGUGCGCAUGUGUGACCGGUGCUCCAUUCAUUCUCUAUGGGGCUUCCGAAAAUUGUCUAGCUCAGCGCUUUGUGCUCCAUUCAUUCUCUAUGGGGCUUCUGGACAUUGUCCAGCUCAGCGAUCUGUCCUCCAUUCACAUUCACUCUGUGUUCUUGUGAUAGCUGUCAGACCCCCACCAAUCUGCUACUUAUCCUCCUAGUCCAGUGUUUCCCAACCAGAGUGCUGAGCUGUGAUACCCGACAAAGCCCAUGGACAAAAGGGGUGCUGUUUCUUUGGGAGAAAAAAUAUAAAUAAAUAAUAAUUCUAAUAAUUGUAUUAAAAACUGACAAUAGGGUGAGGGGUUGUGGGGCAUUAUACAUAACAUAGGACAAUGGUUGUGGGGCAUUAUACAUAACAUAGGACAACAAGCUCAGCGCUCUGUGCUCCAUUCUUUCUCUAUGGGGCUUCUGGACAUUGUCAAGCUCAGCGCUCUGUCCUCCAUUCACAUUCACUCUGUUCUCUGAAUGAAUGAGGCAGCAGUGCACAUGUGUGACUGGUGCUCCAUUCAUUCUCUAUGGGGCUUCCAAACAUUGUCCAGCUCAGCGCUCUGUGCUCCAUUCAUUCUCUAUGGGGCGUCUGGACAUUGUCCAGCUCAGCGCUCUGUGCUCCAUUCAUUCUCUAUGGGGCUUCCAAACAUUGUCCAGCUCAGCGCUCUGUGCUCCAUUCAUUCUCUAUGGAGCCUCUGGACAUUGUCCAGCUCAGCACUCUGUGCUUCAUUCACAUUCACUCUGUGUUCUCGUGAUAGCAUUCGGACACCCACCAAUCUGCUACUUAUCCUCCUAGUCCAGUGUUUCCCAACCAGAGUGCCUCCAGCUGUAGCAAAACUACAACUCCCAGAAUGCCCGGACAGCCAAAGGCUGUCCGGGCAUGCUGAGAGGUGUAGUUUUGCAACAGCUGGAGGCACACUGGUUAAGAAACACUGCCCCCUGUGGGUAGGCGGAUAUGUUUCUCAACUUGUUUCUCAACUAGACACUGUGUUAUAGCAUCUGCAGACAUGACCUCCCACCAUGUGCAGUGCGCCUGUAAUUAACAUACAGAGACCAAUAAAUCCUAUAGUGUCGUA